Rattus norvegicus (Norway rat) is the source of this 9502-nucleotide messenger RNA. The record is from RefSeq and is a predicted model, not a curated record. NCBI's taxonomy places the organism in Eukaryota, Metazoa, Chordata, Mammalia, Rodentia, Muridae.
UGGUCUUUGUUUGGCAGAGCUUAGGUUGGGGGUGCGCCUGUGCCUGGGAGAUGCCUCCGUGGGGCGCCGACCUCAGAGCUUUUGUUUUGGUAACACUCUGAGGCGUGGUGGCAGCUGACUGAAUUGGGGCAGACCAGGGAUCAGUGGUAAACUGGUCAGGGCAGGGACUGCAGAAAUUAGGGGCCAACUUGCCCUGUGAUGCUGAUGUUCACACAUUGAUUCUGGAUAAAAAUCAGAUUAUAAAACUGGAAAAUCUGGAGAAAUGCAAACAGUUAAUACAGUUGUCAGUGGCUAAUAAUCGCUUGGUUCGGAUGAUGGGUGUGGCCAAGCUGACUCAACUCCGAGUGUUAAAUUUACCUCAUAAUAGUAUUGGCUGCAUGGAAGGGCUGAAGGACCUCGUCCAUUUGGAGUGGCUGAAUUUAGCGGGCAAUAAUCUGAAGACCAUGGAGCAAAUCAAUAGCUGUUCAGCUCUGCAGCACCUUGAUUUAUCAGACAACAACAUACCCCAGAUAGGUGAUGUAUCGAAACUGACAGCUCUGAAGACCUUGCUUUUACAUGGAAAUAUCAUCACUUCUCUCAGAAUGGCACCUGCUUAUCUACCCAGGAAUCUUUCGAUACUGUCUUUGGCAGAAAAUGAAAUCCGAGACUUAAAUGAGAUCUCAUUUUUGGCCUCUUUAAGUGAACUGGAACAGUUAUCAAUCAUGAACAACCCUUGUGUGAUGGCUACCCCGUCCAUUCCAGGGUUUGACUAUCGACCGUACAUUGUCAGCUGGUGUCUGAAUCUCAGAGUGCUGGACGGAUAUGUGAUUUCUCAGAAGGAGAGUCUGAAGGCUGAAUGGCUCUAUAGUCAAGGCAAGGGGAGAUCGUAUCGACCUGGCCAGCAUGUCCAGCUUGUCCAGUACCUGGCUACAGUUUGUCCUCUUAUUUCUGCCCUGGGUCUUCAGACUGCAGAGGAUGCCAAACUGGAGAAGAUUCUGAGCAAACAGAGGUUUCACCAGAGGCAGCUGAUGAACCAGAGCCAGAAUGAAGAGUUGUCUCCUAUUGCUGCUGUUGAAACAAGGGUGCCCCGUACACCUGAGUGUUCAAGCCCUGUGCAAGAUUUCCAGGAAAGCGAACCUGUUCUCCAAAUCAAUUCUUGGGUUGGGAGCAGCAGUAAUGAUGAUCAGUUAUAUGCUGUUAAGAAUAACUUCCUAGCCACUACACAUGCUACAAGAUACUCUCGGAAUGACCUUCACCUUGAAGACAUACAGACAGACGAGGACAAGCUAAACUGUAGUCUGCUCUCUUCAGAGUCCACUUUUAUGCCAGUUGCAUCGGGGCUUUCUCCAGUGUCUCCCACUGUGGAGCUGAGGCUACAGGGCAUUAACUUGGGCCUUGAGGAUGAUGAUGGUACAGAUGAAUUCACGAAAGGACUGGAACACCAGGACUUGGAUAAGGACAGGGAGAAGUCUUUAUGGGAUUCAGAUGUUCAAAUGCUGAAACGUAAGAUCAGCACAGAAGGAAAUGAGGAAGCUGGGCUGCUACCUUGUCCCAAGUCAUCGAUCAUCACUGCUCUCUUGAAGGAGGAUAACCACAGUCUUACAUCAGGUGGACACAGUGUGUCCCACACAGAACCAAACAGAGAAGAAGUCAUGUCUCCCACCACUUCAGAGAAAUUUCCCUGCAGGAUUUUUACCCAGAGACCUGUUGCUUUGGGACAAGAUAAAGUCACCCUUCAGAAACUGAAUGCAGCUGCCACUAAGCUUCAGGCCUGUUGGCGAGGCUUUUAUACCAGGAACUACAACCCACAAGCCAAAGGGGUACGCUAUGAAAUCCGGCUACGCAGAAUGCAGGAGCACAUUGUCUGCCUGACAGAUGAAGUGCGGAGGUUAAGAAAAGAAAGAGAUGAAGAACGUGUGAAGAAUUUUGUGCAAGAGGAGGCUGUCAGGGUCCUUUGGAACGAGGUAAGGGCUCUACAGGCUUGGCAGCAGACAGUGGAACAGCGUCUAGUUUCCUGGCAUUCUGAUGUGCCUCCUAUAUCAAGUACUCUGGUGUCACCCAAGCCUCCGUUACUUCCACAACAUCAGGACCCCUCUUCCGAUCAGAAUUCGGAUUGGCUCAUUAUUGAGGAUGACGCUCCUCAAGAGAAAUCAGUGCCGGACUUUCCCGACUCUGGUUUUCACUCCUCCCUGACAGAACAAGUUCACUGUUUGCAGGAUUCUUUGGAUUUUGAAAAAAGUUCGGUAGAAAGCAGCGAAAACUCCGCGUUGGGGAAUUCCGCUGACACAGUGAAAUACGUCAAAGACCCAGACUCAGAGGCCACAGCUGAGGAGCACAGUGACUGCAGUAAGGAAAGCUCCACCAGUGAGCAGGAUAACACCCUGCUGCAGCAGUAUUUAGCUUCAGUCCAGCAGCUGGAUGACGCGGAUGACAGGGCAGGUCCCGACGAUAUGGCGGGAGACAAUAAGCGUCUCCUAGCUUGUUCUCCGGAAAGGUUGGGUGCCUCUGACAGUGAGGCUCAUAGAGCAUCUCCUACUUUACAGGAGGAAAUUAGCCAGACACCAGAGAAUUGUAAGUUAAACGAGGAAGUCCAAGGGCAGCCUCCAGAAUGUGACACUGCAUUUCAGGUGCUGCAAGUGGGUGUCACUGUGUAGCCUGUCUGAUUAACUGGGAAGCAGAAAUUCCCUUUGAUUUUCUGUUUUCACUUUCUUUUUGCAGGGGAGCAACCCUGUACCCCAUUUUGUUAUUCUUUAGCUACAACUUGUAUUCUUGUCCCACAGUUUUUAGAUAUUAGCUGUUGAACUACGUAUUCAUUUUUGUUGUACUACUGUACUAAACAAAAUAUUAAAAGGAAUAUGCACUUUAUCUCUCAAUAGUUACACUAAUAAUGUUUCCUUUACAUCUGUACUGCCUUUCAGAAGCCGUUUCUUGAAGUAGCUUGGUUAUUUGAAUAGGAGAACUUAGUUCUUCCUAACUACAUAGUAAGGGAUAUAAUACGUAAGACAUGACUAGGAUGAGGGCUAUGGACAACUGGGCAGUCUCCUUGGACUAAAACCAUGGUUUUUUCACCCUCUGAGUUAAGGAAAGCCUCUGUGUGUGUGUGUGUGUGUGUGUGUGUGUGUGUGUGUGUGUGUGUGUCUUGUGUGUAUGUGUAUGUGUGUGUGUGUUGUGUGUGUGUCUUGUGUGUAUGUGUGUUGUGUGUGUAUGUUGUGUGUGUGUCUUGUGUGUGUGUGUUUGUGUGUGUGUGUUUGUGUGUGUGUCUCUGUGUGUGUGUUGUGUUGUAUGUUGUGUGUGUCUGUGUGUUGUGUGUGUGUCUUGUGUGUAUGUAUGUGUGUGUCUGUGUGUGUGUCUGUGUGUUGUGUGUGUGUCUGUGUGUUGUGUGUGUUGUGUGUGUGUGUUGUGUGUGUGUGUGUUGUGUGUAUGUGUGUGUGUGUCUUGUGUGUGUGUGUUGUGUGUGUGUGUUGUGUGUGUUGUGUGUGUGUGUAUGUGUGUGUAUGUGUUGUGUUGUAUGUUGUGUGUGUCUGUGUGUUGUGUGUGUGUCUUGUGUGUAUGUAUGUGUGUGUCUGUGUGUUGUGUGUGUGUCUUGUGUAUGUGUGUAUGUGUGUGUGGUGUGUGUGUGUGUGUGUGUGUGUGUGUGUGUGUGUGUGUGUAUGUGCUGGCAGUUAAACCCUGAGCCUCUGAGGAUGCACGUGCUCUGCCACUGGACAACUCACCUAACUCCUGGAUUAUAAAACUUUGAAGCGAGGUGAUUAAAUUGCCUCAUGACAAGCUUUAGCUAAUUUGUGGGUCAGUUUUGAAGUAAAGUAUUCCAUGUAGGAUUAAAAUUAGGCUUACUUGGGCAAGGUUAUUUCUCCUUGAUAUGGAGAAAGGAGACAUGAGACUUAUUCACUUGCAAUAAUGCUGCUCAAAUGUCUCUUUUUCUUUAUUUUUUUUCAAAUGUCUCUUUUUAUUGUGUAUGUUUUUAGGCUAUUGACAUUUAUGUGCCAAUAUUUGGGGAACACAUAGAUUGUAAGAAAUCAGUGUGUACCCAUCAUUAUGUUCUUGCUUUUAUUUCUAUAUAUACUUCAUCUGAAUAGCCAAAGCUACAUUUCACUGCGUGUGUGUGGUGUGUGUGUGUGUGUGUGUGUGUGUGUGUGUGUGUGUGUGUGUGUGUGUGCCGGAUCUACAGCCCUGCACAUGCUAGGUAAAUUCUGCACCAUGUAGCUGUGUCUCAGUCCUUAGUUCACUCACUGAUCUUUGUCCCAUAGUGCAGAACAUUUAAAAUCCUGAUAGACUAAUCUAAUCUAAUCUAAUCUCUGAAAAGUGCCACAUUUGAAGGACAAUUUAAUGGUGACUAAGAAGAAAUAAACCAGGGCCUGGUGGCGUAUACCUGUCAUCCAGGUACUGGGGAAGCAGAGGCAGGUGACUCCCUGUGAGUCCAAGCUUAACCUGGUUUAUUAGUGAGUUCUAGGUCAGCCAGGCUAUAUGUGAAACCCUGCCUCACAACAACAAAAACCCAACCAAACAGUAAAAGCAGCAGCAGCAGCAGCGAUAGAAAAGAAUAAAAAGUAUUUUCAGGAAUAGUAAUACUGUGUUUGAGUGUGAAGGUCUAUCUGUCAAUCAAAGGUGACAUUUAUGGGUUUGGCAUUUUAUCUUUUAGAAUGUUCUGCUAACAUUAAAUAGCACAGCACAGAUCUGACUGUUCCAACUGUGGUCAAGCAACUGUUUAAAAUUCUGACAGUACUUCUGUUCUCUAAAUGUAGGUGCUAACAUCAUCCAUUAUUCUGUUAAAGCCAUUAGAGCCCUUUAAUUGAAAGUAUAUAAAACAAAAGUUCUGGUCCUUCCAAAAUAAAUUUGAGGACCACGUGGUACUUGCUGAGAGGAUCAUUUCUACGUUAUGGUGAGCUGUACUUGCUUAGUUCAUAAAUAAGUAGCACUCAGGUUGUGAAGGCUUGAAUUUCAUUCUCAGAAAUCCAAAAUCCUUUGAAAAGGAUAAGUUUUCUGUGUUUUAUAAACAGAACAACAGUCUUGACUUUAAACUAUUUUCUCUAGUAUAGAUGUGUAAUAUUAAAUGCUUGAUGGAUAAAAACUGAUAAUUUAACUCUGAAUAAUAAUUAUCUUUUAUAAUUUUGCAUUUCUUUUAAAAUAUUUAAUUUGUAUGUGUGUUUGUGUGUAUGUGAGAAUAUGUGUGUGUGUGAGACAGAGUGUGUAAGUGUGGGAGAGUAUGUGUAUGUAUGUGUGAGAGUUUGUGUGUAUGUGUGAGAGUAAAUAUGUGUAAGAGAAUGUGUGUCUAUGUGUAAGAGCUUGCAUGUGUAUGUGCGGAAGCUUGUGUGUGUGAGAGAGCUUGUGUUUGUGUGUGUAUGUUUAUAUGUAAGAGAGUAUGUGUUUGUAUGUGUGAGAAUUUGCAUGUACAUGUGCAAGGGAGAAUAUGUAUGUGUGUGUGGAGGAAGUCUGCUGGAGAAAGUCAGAAAUGGAUGUCAGGUCCCUUAAACCUGGAAUUACAGGUGUUUGUGAGCCGUCCUUCAACCCUAUCUUUCAUUCCUUUUUCAGUAUGAGAUAAGGACAUUUCUUAUUUUUCUGUUUUGACAGUUGAGUAUCUCAUUUACUGCCCACAGUUGAAGAAAAGCAUCUCACUGUGGUAACACCAGAGCUGUUUCAUGGCACAUUAACUUUAGAAAAGUGGCCGCAACGCCACGGUUGAGCUUCCCCGGUCUGGUUCUGGUAGCUGCUGCUUCUCUUUCCUCCCCCCCCCCCUCUCUUUCUUAAGAACUGACGGUUUUAUUUUCACAUUUCACAAUAUAAGUGAAAACCGUACUUUUUUGUAUCACUUCUCCCUCCAGAAGCAUUCUCUCUGUUGGGAAGGGAAGUUCCUUGUCAUGCAUCUAGUAAACACUCAGGCUCAGCACCAAGGUCUCCUGGUGAAACAAGAAAUACAAAAUGAUAAGGAGCGCUUCUGCUCUUAUCUGUCUGGCGGGGUCAUGCCAGGCUGUGUGGGCACCAUCAUAGGGCGGGCGGGAGGUCUCAUCAUUGGAGGCCCAGGCAUCAUGGGCAGGUGGCCUCCCAUGGGUGACCUCAUCCCAGGAGCUGGUCCCACAGGCAUCAUCCCAGGAGGAGGAGGAAGAAGAAGAGGAAGAGGAGGAGGAGGAGGAGGAAGGGGAAGAGGAAGAAGAGGAGGAGGAAGAGGAGGAGAAGGGCCCAUCUUUGGCAUCAUGGGAGGGUCUCCCAUGUGGGGUGCAGGCAUCAUGCCAGGCUGAGGAGGAUCCAGGAGACUUGGGGGAGGUGGGAUCAUGGCACCUGCAGGCAGAGGAGCAGAGAAUAGAGCUGGAGGGAUCUUUCCUUGUUGAAAGGCAGUCAUUUUGCCAUCCAGGUUUUGGACCUGCUCUUCCAUCCAUUUCUUCUUUUUUUUUUUUUAAAUGAUUUAUUUAUUUUAUGUAUGUCAGAUCCCAUUUCAGAUGGUUGUGAGCCACCAUGUGGUUGCUGGGAUUUGAACUCAGGACCUCUGGAAGAGCAGUCAGUGCUCUUAACCGCUGAGCCAUGUCUCCAGCCCCCCCCCCCAUCCAUUUCUGAUAAUAGUCUUUCCAUUCUCCUUGUGUUUCCGACCACUGCAGUGUGUCUUCCUCACAGACAGAGAAUCUUGGGUAAGAUAUGUAUCACAGUAGUCCCCAUAAGACUUAGGCAUGUUGGCUACCCUCUUCUUCCGUAAUGGGAGACACAGCCAUUUCAUCUGAUAGGCAUUGUCAGCAGAAUUUAUUGUUCUUUUGUCUGUUUUUCUAGUCUGAAAAUGGCAUUCAACAUUUUUGUGAAAAACUUGGCAGGAUAUGAUAAUUACCUCUCUUAUUUUUGCUAGGUUUUAGAAGUAUGGGAAUGUGAAGUGGCCUGCUUUGAGCUGCAGAGAACUUGAAUGUAGGUGAAAAUGCAAUAUGUCAGAAUGUAGGAAAACUAAGGCAGAGACUUAAUGUACUUUUAUUGGUUUAUAUAAUUUAAAGGUAACAUAUAACUAAGGAAUAGUAAUUUACGUGACUCUGGAUUAUUUAUUAGUCUGGGCAGUUAAACUUUGAACUUGGCUUUUUUUGGUAGGAGAGACUUUGUUCUCUUUUGACUCAAAUAAAUUCUUUUAUUAUGGAAUAUUUGAAUUACUGCAGAAGCAUAAACUCAUACCAUAUAGACAGGCAGUGGUGGCACACAGCUUUAAUAUCAGUGUGUGGAACAAGGGAAAACAGGUUUUAAGAGAGGUCCUUUAGUGGCAAGAGUUGGGCAAACAGCUAAAUCUUUCAGAAACUUGAAUGAACUCCAAAAAAGUAGGGCUGUGAAGUCCAUAAUGAACUUCUUCCAGGACCUCUUGAAUGAGACUCACAGAGGCAGCGAUCGAUGCAAAAGCAAGAGGAAUUUAAUCAUUCCAACAUAUUGGGGUCAUCCCACUUUAAGGGGCGAUGACCCUGAGCAGACUCUAAUGGGGAGUUAUAUACCUUGCAAACAGUUGGGGCAGAAUUCAUACAAUAGUAACCAGGCAGGGUACUAUUGAUGGGGUGAAGCGACCUUCAAACUGACUCGUGGUCAGUGGACUGCUCUGGACUUUCCAAGGGGGGAUGGUUGGGAGUUAAGAGGGGGGUCAGUUUGGAAUCACAGGUGACUUUGACAGUUUGGCUUGCAGUUGCUCCAGGAACUAAACUAGCCCUGCCCUCCCUGUAAGGGAGGGGUCUCUGUGCUUGGAGGUCUGUGGUGGGAUUUCCCACUGGCCUCAGAUUGACCCCACCUCUGGCUCUUUCAGGACUUUCUUAGAAUUGUUUGUAUAGAGCAAUAAUAGCAUAGGGAGUGGCAGUGAACACUUGCAUUUUUGUUUUUUUUGGGUUUUUUUGGCUUUUGUUUGUUUUUUGAGACAUGGCUCUGUAGACCAGGUUAGCCUCCACCUUGGACAUCUGCCUGCCUCUGCCUCCCAAGUGCUGGAAUUAAAGACAUGCAGCACCACAGUCCAGCAGGGAUAUACACUUGUAAUCACAGUACUUGGGAUGUCAAGGCAGGAGGGUCUGGGAGUUCAAGGCCACCUUUAGCUACAUAGGGAGAUUCAGGCUAACCUGGGCUACUAACAGCAAUACUAAAGUUAAAACUUUAGGAAAGAUUCACUGUAUCUUAAUCAUUUAUUUGAUUAUGGAUUGCCAAAGUAGACAAAAUUUUUUCAAGAAAUACUGAAUUUGCUGUUUCAUGUUGCUUUCUAUAGAGCAACAGAUGGUAAGAAUUUUACUCUUCCAGUGUGAGAAGUAUAUUAUCAUGACAGCUGAUAAUAUAGUUUGCUCUUAUAUGUCUAACUAUAUAGGACCCUAUAGUAUGCACAUUUAGAAAAAUGUUCGGCCACGUAGUUAUUUGUAAAUAACUUUGUUCUUUAAUUAUAUACAGGUGCUGUCCUUGAGUGUAUGUUUUCCUUAGCAUAUUUUUCUGUUGUCUAUUUAGGGCAAGUUUAUUACUUUUCAUAAAUGCUUUCAGGAAUAUACAGCUUUAAACAUUAUACUAUCUCUCCUAGUAAUUUUUUCAUGUAAAAUAUUAAGAUUGUAUUUAUAACAAUAAUAUAUUUUUUUCCUGAAGUAGGAAGGGGAAAUACAGUCUUUGGGUUAGUUCUCAUUCAUAAAGGAAAAAAGAGGCUCAGUUACAUGGUUGUUUAAUGUAUAUUCUUAUUUUGCCACAUCUGUGUUAAAGGGAGUUUAUUGUAGUUACAUUUUAACUUUAAAUACAUACUAUCUAUAUGUUUUUGAGACAGGGUCUCUCUAAAAAGCCCUGUUGUCCUGGAACUCACUAUGUACACCAGGCUGGCUUGGAAUUCACAGAGAUUGUUUGCCUCUGUGUCCCAAGUGCUGGGAUUAAAGGCAUCUAUCACCAUGCCCAGCCAUGGUGCCCUUAUUCUUGAAGUGAAGCAGAAGUGUUUGUAAGGAACAUUUUAAAUUUUUUCUUUUAUUGAGGUGAGGGUCUCAUUAUGUUGCCUAGGGCUGGUCUUGAAUUCCUGGCCUCAAAGGAUCCUCUUGCCUCAGCCUCCAUUUAAAUUGAAAAUUUUAUUGAUAAAGCCUAUUGUGCCAUAUUACAAUUAAAAAUCAAGUACACAAGGUGGUCCUCGUAGCCUUGGAGAGAAAUCGACAACCCAUCUUUUUAGGAUGAGGUGCUUCUUAUUGUGAAUGGGGAGAAAUUACACUGAAUUUUAAUUCUUUUAUUAAUUUUAGUGGAUAGAAGGAAUUACUCCUUAGAGUGGCCUCGUCAAUACAUUUCUUUGGAUGUUUUGUAAUAAUUUGUAUGUGUGUGUGGUGCUGGCAUGCUAGACAAGCACUGCACCACUUAGCUACAUUGCAGCCCUCUGUUCCAGAAUAUCAUUAAUGUUGGCAAUAAGAGUUUAAAAAUAAUUUGAUUUUGCACUAUUUCUCGAUUUUUUUUUAAAGAAUGUUAGUAUAAACAGAAUAAGACCUAAGGUGGCUGAAGUCUGUUUUAUGAAGGCUUACUAUUUUGUAUUGUACUCUUCAUUUGUAUUUGAGUUUGUCUAAUUUUAAAUAAAAACUUUAUACAUUUA